AUGUCCUACAUUCUUCGUAAUAAUAACAGUAGCGACGAGAAAGCAAGGGCCCGAGGCCUUUCCGAGGACGAGAUUGCCGAGAACGCGAGAGUUCUUAUUGUCGCCGGCAGCGAAACGACGGCCACGCAGCUUGGUGGCGCAACUUACUACCUGCUUGUAAACCGUGACAAGUACGACAUACUGGUUGCCGAGAUCCGGGGGGCCUUUGCCUCCGAGGAAGAAAUCACAAUCGCGUCAGUUAACAGACUCGAAUACCUCAUCGCCGUCCUCAGCGAGAGCUUCAGGAUGUACCCUCCUGUCCCCGUAGGCCUAGAUCGCGUCGUGCCCGAAAACGGCGAGACUGUUGAAGGCUACUUUCUUCCGCCAAAGACCGUCGUCUCCGUGCAUCACUGGUCAUCCUACCAGUGCGCGCAGAACUUCUCCGAGCCCCAGCGUUUCCUUCCCGAGCGAUGGCUACCCAGCGUCAAUACGACCGAUCCUCGUUUCGCCAACGACAAGCGCGACGUCCUGCAGCCCAUCGCGGUCGGGCCCAGGAACUGCAUCGGCAAGAACCUGGCCUACGCCGAGAUGCGCCUGAUUCUGACCCGCCUGUUGUACAACUAUGACCUGGAGCUCAGGCCGGAGAGCAGUGACUGGCCCAACCAGCGCAUCUUCACGCUGUGGGAGAAGGGUGAUCUCAUGGUCAAAGUUACACCAAGAGAGCUUCCUUAUGGCUCGGUCAGCAGAGCCCCGAGUACGGCAUGA
Molecule: messenger RNA, 744 nt
Organism: Microdochium trichocladiopsis
Lineage: Eukaryota; Fungi; Ascomycota; Sordariomycetes; Xylariales; Microdochiaceae
Product: cytochrome P450 ClCP1
Exons: 5
Coding region: 1-744 (247 amino acids)
Molecular function (GO): iron ion binding; monooxygenase activity; oxidoreductase activity, acting on paired donors, with incorporation or reduction of molecular oxygen
Source: RefSeq, a predicted model, not a curated record